AAGGGGCGGGCGGUGGCAGAUGAUUGGACCCCGCCAGAAGUAAGGCGAAGAAGCGCGCGUUUUAUUCCUGCGAGAGAGCGGUACAGAGGAAAAGUUGCGGCGUUAAGCGUUUGGAGUGAGACAGCAUUGACAUGGAAAUGCAGGAAUUGAGUGAUGAGCGCCAGUACUUGCAGCAUGUCAAAUAUAUUCUCGAAAGAGGUGUACACAAAGAAGACCGGACUGGCACUGGCACUUUCUCAGUCUUCGGGCUGCAGGCGAGAUACAGUCUGAGGGAUUCUUUCCCCCUGCUUACUACUAAACGAGUAUUCUGGAAAGGAAUUCUACAAGAGCUGUUGUGGUUCAUCAAAGGUUCUACCAAUUCCAGUGAGUUGUCCUCAAAAGGAGUUAAAAUAUGGGACGCCAACGGAUCUCGGGAAUUUUUAGACAGACAAGGAUUCACAUCCCGAGAGGAAUGUGAUUUGGGUCCAGUUUAUGGCUUCCAGUGGAGGCACUUUGGGGCUGAAUAUAAGGACAUGCAUACAGAUUACACUGGACAAGGAGUUGAUCAGCUUCAGAAUGUAAUUGAUAUUAUCAAAAAUAAUCCAGAGGAUCGUAGGAUCAUACUCUGUGCAUGGAACCCUAAAGACCUUCCACAAAUGGUGCUACCUCCUUGCCAUGCUCUUUGCCAGUUCUACGUGGCCAAUGGAGAGCUAUCCAGUCAGCUGUAUCAGAGAUCAGGGGAUAUGGGUCUUGGUGUUCCAUUCAAUAUUGCCAGCUAUGCAUUACUUACAUAUAUGAUUGCACACAUCACUGGAUUAAAGCCUGGUGAUUUUGUACAUACAUUAGGUGAUGCUCAUGUUUACAAGAACCACAUUGAGGCAUUAAAGAUUCAGCUUUCGCGUGAACCCAGACAUUUCCCAAGAUUGAAGAUAUUGCGCAAGGUGGAAAAUAUUGAUGAUUUCCAUGCAGAAGAUUUUAAGUUAGAGGAUUACAACCCACAUCCUGCUAUCAAGAUGGAGAUGUCUUUGUAAUAACAAAAGAUCAUUGGUGAUGGAGGGUGGCAGGGGGAAGAAAACAUAUUAUACUGUUAGUUCUUACUAAUAAAUUAUAAUAAAAGAGCUUAUUCCUUU
Mobula hypostoma (lesser devil ray) is the source of this 1109-nucleotide messenger RNA. It is a transcript of the gene tyms, whose product is annotated as thymidylate synthetase. The record is from RefSeq and is a predicted model, not a curated record. Gene Ontology annotation, cellular component: cytosol; mitochondrion. The coding region runs from base 132 to 1010 and encodes 292 amino acids. Lineage: Eukaryota; Metazoa; Chordata; Chondrichthyes; Myliobatiformes; Myliobatidae. Gene Ontology annotation, biological process: dTMP biosynthetic process. The transcript has 7 exons. Gene Ontology annotation, molecular function: thymidylate synthase activity.